This is a messenger RNA of Schistosoma rodhaini, 3556 nucleotides long. The record is from the annotation of a GenBank genome assembly. Lineage: Eukaryota; Metazoa; Platyhelminthes; Trematoda; Strigeidida; Schistosomatidae.
UAUUGCAAUUUAAUUCUAUUGGUUUCUCUGAGCUAGAGAGAUGUCAACUAAGAAUUGGGAAUUGAAAUUUAUUCUCUAGGUCACAUGGGUUUUCAUGGUGAAUUAAUGUGAUUCAUUCAAAAUCUUAUUUUACCGACUUCUAGGUUGUAUUAUCAGAUUACUACAAAAUCACGCUUUCGUCAUUUUUUGCUAUCAGUUGCUUUCAUCUCUAAAUGGGUGUGGAGUCAGAGAAAAUCAAACGUAAUUCCCCUAGACAUGUUGAUAGGUUUAGUGAAUCAAGCUCAGAAAGUGAAACUGAGUUGGAAGAUGACAUACCAGAGCGUAAACAAGAUGCAAACGCUGACUUACCAUCUGAAUAUUGGCAAAUUGGCAAAAUAAUUAAAUAUUUAAAAGUUCGUGAUACUAUUGUUUUUUAAAUUCAUUGAAAUUGUCGAUGUCUAUCUGAUAGCUUCCCUGUGAAUAGAAAAUAGUAUCGUUCAUCUAUAAUUUGUUAUAAUUUAUACGCAUAAAACAGAUUUAACCAAUUCGAGAAUACUGGAUGAUCAUGAAUUCGGAUUUCAUUUCGGUAACACCGGCUACUUUAUGCAAAAUAUGUAUUGAAUUCUAUAUAAAUUUCAUGUUCAUAGUUUUAAGGAAUGAACGACGAAUACUAAAAGAAUACAUAUUGACCUGUUGUUUGGUCUUUAAGGUCAGACGAGAUUUACUAUGAUAUUAAAUGAUGAGACAGGUUACCAACUAUCCAAAACUUAAUUUUAGGGAACAUGCACGAAAGUUUGUGAGAAUUUCUUUAACGGUAUAGAAGAGCCCUAAAGGUGUUUUAGUAAAUAUCGACCGGAAAAAAUCACUAUCAAAUCUACCGUGAUCCGAUCCAUCAACCUAACAUAAAUAAUAGUAUUGAAGUAACGUAAAUGUUCGAUAUACUUCAAAUAUGCAUAUAUUUUAAAUAUACAACUGAUUAAUACUCAAUGUACGUUUCGUAUCACAACCACAAGAUUAUUGACUACUUUGUUAGAUGGGCAAUACAUUCUCGUAAUUAUUCCACACGUUUCAGUCAGCUUAAUAACGUCAGAAAAUACUCUUGAGGAGCCUAAACAAAUGAGAAAUGUUAAUAUCAAGUUUUCUAUUGGAUGAUUUUCUUUUUUCACUAAAUAAAACUUUACCACUUUCUAUAGAUGUACUUCAAAAAGCAUAAUUAUAAUGACGUAAUGCUUACUUCUUAAUAUACAUUACAAGGGUGGAAAUCAAACAUCAACCAUCAUAUCUUUAUGUGCCUUGAAAGAUAUGCCUUUAAAAACUGAAAUUUGUCAACUUGCCGUUCGUGAUGUUGGAGGAAUUGAAGUACUUAUUAAUUUACUUGAAACAGAUGAAGUUCGUUGUAAACUUGGUUCAUUGAAAAUUUUAAAAGAAAUUACUAAAAAUCCACAAAUUCGUAAAUCUGUUACUGAUAUUGGCGGUUUACAACCACUUGUCAAUUUAUUACGUAGUCUAAAUCGUGAUUUGAAAUGUUUAUGUGCUGAAGUUAUCGCAAAUGUGGCUAAUUGUCAUAGAGCAAGACGUACAGUUAGACAAUAUGGUGGUAUAAAAUAUUUGGUUGCUUUACUCGACUGUCCAAGUUUAAAUAGUGUACCAAUGACUAGUGAAGUUGAACGAGAUAUUGAAGUAGCACGAUGUGGUGCAUUAGCUUUAUGGUCAUGCAGUAAAUCUAGAAAGAAUAAAUUAGCUAUGAAACGUGCAGGUGUCAUAUCAUUAUUAGUUCGUCUAUUAAAAUCUCCACAUGAAAAUAUGCUUAUUCCAGUUGUUGGAACAUUACAAGAAUGUGCUUCUGAAGAAAGUUAUCGUAUUGCUAUUCGUACAGAAGGUAUGAUUAAUGAUUUAGUAAAAAAUUUAAAACGUGACAAUGAUGAACUUCAAAUGCAUUGUGCUUCAACUAUAUUUAAAUGUGCAGAAGAACCGGAAACACGUGAUCUAGUUCGUACAUAUAAUGGUUUAGAACCAUUAGUAGCAUUGUUAAGUAAACAAUCUAAUAAAGAAUUAUUAGCAGCUGUUACUGGUGCUAUUUGGAAAUGUGCAAUUUCAAAAGAAAAUGUAAAACAAUUUCAAAAACUUGGAACAAUUGAACAAUUAGUUGGUUUAUUGAAUGAACAACCAGAAGAAGUUUUAGUAAAUGUAGUCGGUGCACUUAGUGAAAUGGCCAAAGAUCCAAGUAAUCGUAGUACAAUACGUAAAGCUGGAGGAAUACCAUCAUUAGUUUCUCUGCUUACACGAACAAAUCAAGAACUUCUUACGAAUACAACUAAAGCUGUUGGAAAAUGUGCAGAAGAAGCUGAUAGUAUGAGUAUCAUUGAAAAUUUGGAUGGUGUGCGUUUACUUUGGUCAUUGUUAAAGAAUCCCAAUCCAAAAGUACAAUCUUAUGCUGCUUGGGCUUUAUGUCCAUGUAUCCAAAAUGCAAAGGAUGCUGGUGAACUAGUACGUUCAUUUGUUGGUGGGCUUGAAUUAAUUGUAAGCUUAUUAAAUUCAAAGGAUUUGGAGGUCUUAGCUGCUGUUUGUGCUGCUGUUUCGAAAAUUGCAGAGGAUGAAGAAAAUUUAGCUGUGAUUACUGAUCAUGGUGUAGUUCCAUUGUUAUCACGUUUGACACACACGAAAGAUGAUCGCCUUCGAUGUCCCCUAACCGAUGCUAUAGCAAAGUGUUGUACAUGGGGAACAAAUCGUAUUGAUUUUGGUCGUGCUGGUGCUGUUAUACCUAUUGUUCGUUACCUUAAAUCAUCUGAUCCAAAUGUUCAUAGAUCAACUGCGAAAGCAUUAUUUCAACUAAGCCGAGAUCCAAAUAAUUGUGUUUCAAUGCAUCAAGUCAAUGUGGUAAAGUAUUUAUUACAAAUGGUUGGUUCUUCAGAUCCAGAACUUCAAACUGCCAGCGCUGGUUGUAUAAGUAAUAUAAGGAGGUUAGCUUUAGCAAAUGAGAAAGUUCAUUUGACAAAACUACAUGAAAAAAUUAAAUUCAAUGGUAUUAAAGAUUCAACUGUUAAAAAAUCAUCGAAAAAUAAAACAAGUCCCAGUCAUCAUCAUCAUCACCAUUAUGAAGAACAAGAAAAUCAGGAACCACUAGAAAAUCAUUCACAUGAAGAAACAGAUUUAAAUGAGAAAUCAAUUAUCAGUGAUGAUCAUAUUUCUAAUCAUGAUGAUACAGCUGUUCGUACAACACUAUCUGAUAACCUAGAAACACCUACUGGAGAAGUGAACAAUUCCUUAAAAGCAUCACCACAAAUUCUAACAGAUUCAAAUAUUUUAUCACCAAACUAAGACAGAUAUUUUGUUUGUUUGUUUUUUUAGAUUUAGCUAUCUUCAACUUUCAUUCCAUUAUUGUAAUUAAACUGGGUUAAACAUAAAACGAAGUAUUUACCUAAGUUUAUGGGAUAUAUAUAUGAUUGAUAAUUAUAACUAUCAUGAAUAAAAGUUGAUUGUUCCUUAAGUUCAAUAAAGCUAAUAUAUGCAUAUAGGUAGAUGUUAUCUUGAAAAGGUAAUACCUCUAUGAAAAACAAUAAAUAAUGAUUAUAAAGUA